Molecule: messenger RNA, 975 nt
Organism: Chaetura pelagica (chimney swift)
Lineage: Eukaryota; Metazoa; Chordata; Aves; Apodiformes; Apodidae
Gene: SFXN5
Product: sideroflexin 5
Exons: 14
Coding region: 1-975 (324 amino acids)
Biological process (GO): mitochondrial transmembrane transport; monoatomic ion transport; citrate transport
Cellular component (GO): mitochondrial inner membrane
Molecular function (GO): citrate transmembrane transporter activity; monoatomic ion transmembrane transporter activity
Source: RefSeq, a predicted model, not a curated record
AUGUCCUUGCCAGAGCAGGGUCCCCUAGUGCAGAUCCCAGAGGAACACAUCCAGACUUCAUUUUAUGGCAGAUUCAGGCACUUCUUGGACAUCAUUGAUCCACGCACUCUCUUUGUGACUGAGAGUCGUCUGAAGGAAGCUGUGCAGUUGUUGGAGGAUUACAAGCAUGGGACUCUGCCCCCAGGAGUCACCAACAAAGAGCUGUGGGGUGCUCAAAAAAUCAAGCAGGCCAUCAUCCAUCCUGACACGAACGAGACCAUCUUCAUGCCUUUCCGAAUGUCAGGUUACAUCCCCUUUGGAACGCCCAUCGUUGUUGGUCUCCUCUUGCCCAACCAGACGCUGGCAUCCACUGUGUUUUGGCAGUGGUUGAAUCAGAGCCACAACGCCUGCGUCAACUAUGCAAACCGCAACGCGACAAAGCCUUCUCCGACGUCCAAGUUCAUCCAGGGCUACUUGGGAGCUGUCAUAAGUGCUGUCUCAAUAGCAGUGGGCCUUAAUGUUCUGAUUCAGAGAGCAAACAAGUUUACCCCUGCCACUCGUCUCUUGAUCCAGAGGUUCGUGCCAUUCCCAGCAGUUGCUAGUGCCAAUAUCUGCAAUGUUGUCCUGAUGAGGCACACGGAGCUGGAAGAAGGAAUUGAUGUUUUGGACAAUAACGGAAACAUUGUCGGGUCUUCCAGAAUUGCUGCAAAACACGCACUGCUAGAAACAGCCCUGACUAGAGUGGUCCUGCCAAUGCCUAUACUGGUUCUACCUCCAAUUAUUAUGUCUGUACUGGAAAAGACAUCCCUCCUGAGGUCCCGUCCCCGGAUGGUUCUCCCAGUCCAAAGCCUUGUGUGCCUCGCUGCCUUUGGCCUGGCCCUCCCCUUGGCCAUCAGUCUCUUCCCACAGAUGUCUGAGAUCGAGACGUCUCGGCUGGAGCCAGAGAUCGCGAUGGCCACCACCAGUAAGACUGUAGUUUACAACAAAGGAUUGUAA